GAGCUGCAUCGGAGCGUGAGAACACGCCAUAAUAGUAUAACACUUUAGCAUAGUAGAACACGUACUUUAGAGACAGUCGUGUACAAGCAUCGAAGCGAAUAGAACGAAUAAAAGAAGCAUUAUAUGGUUACCGAUUAAAACAAGUAUUUUAUUUAGAGCAUAAAGGGAGGUUGUUACAUUGGCGACGAGAAUUGAAUCGUGUUUCAUUGCAGGCAUUGCAUCAGCAAAGUGGUGAAUUUUUGCAAGCCGUCAGCUAUUUGUAUAACAGGCAAGACAUAAUAGAUAUAACUACAUUAUUUUCAACACACCAGCGCGUGAAAAGCAAAGAACGAUUGAAUACAAUUACUUGCUGCUUCGUGGUGAAAAGUAGUAUAUGAGUGAAACUGAGGCUCUGGCGAAAUUACACACAUCUACAUGCGUAUGUUAGUUAACUCGUUGCUAAGUCAAUAAUUGUAAUGUACCAGAACGAAGGAAGCAGUGCACAAAACGAAACGUCAAAGCUAUAAAUAGGUUAAGGUGGCCAUUCAAUUGGUAGAGACACAUUCAUAUUAAACUGCUACUAAAGCAGCGCAUUAAAUUGGGCUUGUCGACUUAUUAAAGAUUUGUACCAUUUAAUUGGUAAAACACAUAAACAUUAGAGUGCUACUAAGUGUGCACAUUUAAUUGUGCUUGCUGUCGGACCAUUCAAUUGGCUAAAGCGAAAAGCAAGGUAAAACUGUGGAAGACAGUUUGUUAUAUUUUCAAGCUAAAAUGACUGAGUUUAAGCCAUUCUUAUGCGACAACAUAGACAAAUCUCUAUUACGUAAUGAGUGGGAAAAAUGGUUCCGUUCCUUGUCUUUAUUCCUUCAGUCCGAAGAAAUAAGUGACGCUGUUAAACAAAGGAAUAAGCUGAUGCAUUUAGGAGGGCCCCAAUUACAACAGGUUAUAUUUAACAUCCCCGGCGCUCUUGUAGAAAUCUACGAAGAAAACAAAAAUGAUGUGUUCAAUAUUUUGGUAGAAAAAUUUAACAAUUUCUUUUCACCCAAGCGUAACUCUACAUUUGAAAGGCAUUUAUUCAGGAGCCUCUGUCCAUCGGAAGGGGAAGAUUUUAAUAAGUUUUUGCUACGACUAAGACAUCAAGUGUCCAAAUGUGAUUUUGGAUCAACAAAGAACGAAAUGGAAAAUAAUUGUUUGAAAGACAAAUUAAUUGAUUCUUGGGCACCUGUCGAGCUUAAGAAAAGACUUCUUGAAAAGGAACAAAGUUUAGACGAAGUUAUCGGAGCGUGUCAGGUCUACGAACAAAUUAAUAAGCAGUCCCAGAGUAUGUUUCCAAAGUCCGACUGCGAGGCGGUCAGCAAAAUUUCGUCAAGACAGCAGAUAAGGGAUAACUGCAAGAAAUGUGGAAGAUGUGGCAAAUCGGGGCACAUACACUCCGAUGCAAGCUGCCCGGCGCGAAAGUCCAAAUGCAAUAUAUGCGGUCUAAUAGGUCAUUGUGCCCGCAAGUGUAAGACAAAGGGUCAGAAGCGUAAAUCUGGUGAAUAUGAACGGGGCAGUCCGAAAAAGCGACGUUUUCAUUAUUCUAAUAUUAAUUACAUUGCCGAACAAGGAAGAAAUAUGGAGGAUAAGUCGUGCAGCCAUGGGUGUUUUAAAGUAAAUUGUAUUGGUUCAGGAGAUGAGAUAAUUGAAUGCCGUAUUGGGGGACAUACCGUUUCAAUGAUUAUUGAUUCGGGAUCACGUUUUAACCUCCUGAGCCAAAGACAGUGGGUUGAAUUGCAGAAUAACAAGGCAGUUUUAUUCAAUGUCCGAAGGCAGUCAACAAAUCAAUUCAAAGCUUAUGCAGCAACUCAGAUCCUAAAAGUUCUUUUUGUUUUUGAAGCACCCAUAACAGUUGAAGGCAAUAAAGAAGUAAUUGCUACAUUUUAUUUAAUUGAAAACGCUAACCAAUCCCUUCUGGGUCGUGAGACAGCAAUCAAGCUUCAUGUUCUAAAACUAGGUCGAGGCGUGAAUAAUGUUGAUACCGAAACCCCAUUUCCAAAAAUUAGAAAUAUUGAGAUAAAGUUAUCAUUGAACCUUUCGGUAAAGCCAAUUCAACAGCCUAUGCGGCGGAUACCGAUCGUAAUUGAGGAGAAAGUUGAGCAGAAGAUAAAUGAAGCACUCGCUCAAGACAUUAUUGAACCGGUGCUUGGGCCAAGCUCGUGGAUCUCCCCUAUUGUAGCCGUCUUUAAAGAUAAUGGGGAAAUUCGUUUAUGUGUUGAUAUGCGUAGAGCAAACCAGGCGGUGCUUAGGGAAAAUUAUCCAUUGCCAACUUUCGACAACUUUAUGACCAAGUUGAGGGGAGCUAAGUUGUUCUCGAGACUUGAUUUGAAAUGGGCGUACCAUCAGCUCGAAUUGGAUGAAUCGAGUAGAGAAAUCACUACAUUCAUAACGCAUAAGGGAGUUUUCCGUUACAAAAGGCUGAUGUUUGGUAUCAACUCCGCUCCGGAGAUUUUUCAACGGGUACUAGAAGAAUUACUAUCUCCAUGUAAGAAUUGUUUAAACUACAUCGAUGAUGUCAUUAUUUUUGGUAUCACGGAAAAAGAUCACAAUGAAGCUUUGGAGAAGGUCCUGGAAGUUUUUAAAAAGAAUAAUUUUUUACUUAACUAUGAUAAGUGCGUAUGGCGGGUUAAAAAGUUAAAGUUCCUUGGGCACAUUUUGUCUGAUGAUGGAAUAGCUCCAGAUCCAGGAAAGAUCGACACGAUUAGUAAUUUUCGAGCACCGGAAAGUAAAGAAGAGAUUAGGAGUUUCCUUAGCCUGGUUACGUAUGUUAGUAAAUUUAUUCCGGAUAUGGCAAAUAUUACUGAACCAUUGAGAAGCAUAUUAAAGAAAGGCUCUAAGUUUACGUGGGGCCCGGCUCAACAAAAUUCUUUCAAAAAAUUAAAGGUACUACUGUCGGACAUACCAAAGCUGUCAUAUUUCAAUCCCAAGCACAAAACCCGACUGAUAGCGGAUGCGAGUCCUGUGGCCUUAGGAGCAGUUCUCGUUCAAUUCAAUCCGAGUGGCGAUCCACAAAUAAUUUCAUAUAGCAGUAAAAGCCUUUUAGAUGUGGAAAAAAGGUAUUCCCAAACAGAAAAAGAAAGUUUGGCUCUCGUGUGGGUGGUGGAGAGAUUCUUUUAUUAUUUAGCCGGUUUAGAGUUUGAAUUGGUCACUGACCAUAAACCAUUGGAAGCUAUUUUCAAACCCACAUCUAAUCCGCCCGCAAGAAUAGAAAGGUGGCUACUGAGGCUGCAAUCUUAUAAGUUUAAGGUAAUAUAUCGUUCAGGAAAAGAAAAUAUCGCAGAUUCAGUCUCGAGGCUAUGCAAAAUUGAAAGUACAGGCAAUUUUGAUGACAAUGGAGAACAAAAUAUUUUUCAAAUUAUUUCGCAUUCCACUCCAUCUUCUCUCACUAUCUCCGAAAUUGCAAAAAAGAGUGCCCAAGAUGAAGAAAUAAGAGUUGUGGCCGUAGAUGAUAUAUUACUACGUGGAACUCGCAUCGUCAUGCCAAAGGCUCUUCGCCCCAGGCUAUUGGAGUUAGCACAUGAAGGGCAUCCGGGCGAAUCAGCAAUGAAAAGGAGGAUAAGGACAAAAGUUUAGUAGCCACUGGUUGACAGGGAGGUUAAGACGUAUGUAAAGAAUUGCUGGGAUUGUUUGUUGGUUUCACAGCCGAAUAAUCCGACUCCUAUGAAAAGACACGCAUUCCCGAAUGGCCCUUGGCAGUGUGCGGCCACGGACCUGCUAGGCCCAUUGCCAAAUAAUGACUAUAUAUUUGUACUAAUCGAUUACUAUUCCCGUUACCAAGAAAUCAAGUUCUUGAAAAGAAUUACAACUCAAACAAUUAUUACUGCCUUGAACGAAAUAUUUUGUCGAUUGGGUAUACCAAAAUCCAUUAGAGCAGAUAAUGGCAGGCAAUAUGUGAGCUGCGAGUUUAGACAAUUCUGCAAAGACAAUAAUAUCACUUUAAUAACGACUCCACCAUAUUGGCCACAAUCCAAUGGAGAGGUGGAAAAUAUGAACCGAUCUUUGGUCAAGCGUUUAAAAAUUGCUCAUAACAAUAGACGGGAUUAUAUAAAAGAGAUUCAAAGCUUCAUUUUAAUGUACAAUGUGACUUCUCACGGCACUACUGGGUCACCGCCGUCUCAAUUGAUGUUCAAUCGAGUGAUUCGUGAUAAGAUUCCUGGAAUUGAAGAUAUAACAGAAGACAUGUUAGAUUCUGCUGCUAGAGAUAUAGAUACUAUCAACAAACAAAAAGGAAAGGAAAGGGGUGAUAGAAAGAGAAGAACAACGAUUACUGAUAUUGCACCGGGAGAUAAGGUUUUACUGCGUAAUGUGGUUUUCCCGCAUAAGCUUACAACAACUUUUGAUACGACUGAGUACGAAGUUAUCGAAAGGAACGGAAAUGAAGUCACCGUAGCUAGCGGAGGGAAGACAUUCCGAAGGAACAUCAGCCACGUUAAGAAAUUGCCAUCCUCCUUUCCAGACAACAGAGUAACCGAUUCCUCGGCAUCAUCUUCAACAACUCCACAGAGCGCUAAUACUCCAGCAGAA
This is a messenger RNA of Rhagoletis zephyria (snowberry fruit fly), 4539 nucleotides long. RefSeq lists its product as uncharacterized. The record is from RefSeq and is a predicted model, not a curated record. Lineage: Eukaryota; Metazoa; Arthropoda; Insecta; Diptera; Tephritidae. Gene Ontology annotation, molecular function: nucleic acid binding; zinc ion binding.